CCUUGGGUAAUGGCUUGACUUCGGAACCGGAAGUUUGAACCUUAUGAAUAUUCAUUGCUAUCCACGCGUCUCUAACGAAGAGUCGUUGCCAUAUUCCACCUGAGUGGUGCCGAAACCCGCUUCGCCACAACAAACGGUACCUUUACUAUCGAGUAAUUUAAGAUACAGCAUCAUGGCAGCUGAGAAGAAAGUUAUUCUGGUGACUGGAGGCACAGGGUUAGUGGGAAAAGCCAUCGAGGCAAUUGCUCGUGAAGAAGAGAAAAGGUCUGAUGAAGAAUGGUUCUUUGCCUCCAGCAAAGAUGGAGAUUUAUCAGACCGAGCCCAAACCCAGGCUCUUUUUGACAGAGUCAAGCCAACACAUGUAAUUCAUCUGGCAGCCUUAGUUGGUGGCCUGUUUCGCAAUCUCAAAUACAACUUGGAUUUCUUUCGUAUCAACUCUCUAAUAAAUGACAAUGUGCUAAACAUCAGCUACCAGACUGGUGUGAAGAAAGUUGUAUCAUGCUUGUCAACCUGCAUCUUUCCUGACAAAACCACAUACCCCAUUGAUGAGACCAUGAUCCACAAUGGGCCGCCUCACACUAGUAAUUUUGGAUACUCCUAUGCAAAGAGGAUGAUAGAUGUACAGAACAGAGGAUAUCAUCAGCAGCAUGGUUGCCACUUCACUGCUGUGGUGCCUACCAAUGUCUAUGGUCCUUAUGACAACUUUAAUCUGGAAGAUGGGCAUGUGUUACCAGGCCUUAUUCACAAAGCUCAUACGGCUCAGAAGGAGAAGAAGCCAUUUGUCAUAUGGGGCACUGGAGCACCACGCAGACAGUUCAUCUACUCCCUUGACCUUGCUCGUCUGAUGAUCUGGGUUCUGAGAGAGUACCAGGAGAUUGAUCCCAUCAUCCUCUCAGUGAGUGAAGAGGAGGAAGUGUCCAUCAAAGAGGCAGCUGAGGCUGUGCUAGAGGCAAUGAACUUCAAAGGAGAAGUGAUCCUUGAUACAACCAAAUCUGAUGGUCAGUUCAAAAAGACAGCUAGCAAUGCUAAGCUGAAGAAACUGCGUCCUGACUUUAGGUUCACUCCCUUUAAACAAGCAAUCAAAGAGACAUGUGAUUGGUACCUGACAAACUACCCAAAAGUUCGCUUAUAAAGGGAACGCCUUCAGAUCCUUCGCUUCACUCAGUGGGAAUACAGCUACUUGGUUCUAUUUUUGAUUUAAAUCCCCCUCCCCACACUAACAACAUAUUUGCCCUGUUGGUUUAACAUCCUGAAAUCCAUGACCAAGAUUUAUUGUUGCAAUCUCUGUUUUCUUAUAAACUUCAUCUUCAGGCCAGGAGUAACAAAUGAUCGGAUAAGCAUAAGACAUUAAUUGUUGCUGCACAAUCAACGUACAAGUGAUAACAGGAUCAAGUCAAAACGAAGGUAACGAAUUACAGGUUCAGUUUAGGUUACUGUUUAACAAAACAUUCCACAUGCUGUCUGUACAUGUGAUGUGAACAUAUCAUUUUGACUCCAAAAGUUCAAUUUAUGUUGGUGAAACUUUGCGCGUUUUUGAAUUUACAACAAAUGUUACCUUUCCUAAAUGACAGCUGCUUUACAAAAGUGUGAGUCUGGUGACAAAAGGUUUGGUAUUGAAGACUGUUAGUUUUACAAGGAUCAAGUAAUCAUUUUCCAACAUUUUCCGUUGUAAUUAUUAGUACAAGACUGAUAUUAAGAAUUUAUGAUGUGACAGUGUUAUACAAUUGUGUUGCAUCUAAUAUUCUUAGUGCAAUGCUGAUGAGUAUGUAUGUACUUGAGUGGUUAGAGCACUGGCACCUGAGCCCAGAAUACCUGUAUAGAGCAUCUACUUAAUGAAGAUUAAUUGAAUGUCCCCUUGUCAAUCCAGGAAUGGUUACAUGAACUCCAUAGAGACUUUCAGAAGUCAGCAUGGGAAAGGAGAUGGGUAAUGGUCUCAAAAAAAAUAGUGGCCUCAAGAAAAGUGUAUUGUUAAACAUCUCACUCCUCCAUAACUGAAGGCGCAAAUGAGGAUUUUAUGACUACUGCACUUAGUUGCACUGAAGUAACUUUAGUCAGCUACACAUAGGUACUUAUCAACGUGGGAUAUGGGGAAAGUGGGUUGUUUAAAUGGAGGUCAGCUUGCCGAAUGUAACAAUUGCUUUUUUGGAUAAAUUAUUUUAAAAAAACUGGUGUAUUUUUUAACAUGUUAUCGAGGUAAUUUUUUUAGUUUAAUUUUCGUAUUGUUGGACUUGUUUUAUGUCAGCUCAGGAGUUUGCUUACACACUGAAAGGUUGAACAGAUUGUGUGUCCAGAAAAGAGUACUCUUGGAUAUGUUAGCAGGGUGGUUUUUUUUUGGUUAUGUUUUUUUAAUAUGCCAAACAACAGGGUUUUUAUGUGCUAUGCUACCUUGCUGUGUCCAAACUCUAUUAACAGACCAUUUUGUAACAUUGUGAUCAUCACUGAAUUUUCUGAAAUCACAAAUUUUUGUUGUACAUUGUAACACAAGAAAGGAAACCAGUUAAAAAAAAUUUUUUUCAAGUAAAGAGUGAGAAUAGAUAGUAUAUAAUAAAUUGCUGCCAAGCCAGAACAUUACUUGAAUCAAAUUUGGUGUCAUAACCAGAUCUGGUUUUUAAGAAAUGUAUAAUAUUGUCAUCUCUGCCUUGCUCUUUGACAAAAGGAACAAAAUUGCCCAACAAGUAAAAGCAUACAUUUUCACAUUUCAUUAUCUUUUUUCAAGGAACAAGAUCGUUUCACAUGUUUGUAAUUUGUUAAUGGUGGGUUAUGUUGGUAAAAAUAACAAUACUG
This is a messenger RNA of Pomacea canaliculata, 2784 nucleotides long. RefSeq names its product GDP-L-fucose synthase-like. The coding region runs from base 173 to 1132 and encodes 319 amino acids. Lineage: Eukaryota; Metazoa; Mollusca; Gastropoda; Architaenioglossa; Ampullariidae. The record is from RefSeq and is a predicted model, not a curated record. Gene Ontology annotation, biological process: nucleotide-sugar biosynthetic process. The transcript is spliced from 10 exons. Gene Ontology annotation, molecular function: GDP-L-fucose synthase activity.